UUCCUCCAAUGGCUUUGGAGGACUCGCAGAGUAGAUGCUGGGACGAUACAGCUUUAUUCCUUUCCCCCAAAUCCCCCGCAAAGUUUUGAUUAAUGAACACGAAAACAUCAUAGGAAGGAGCAACUUUCUCCUCCCAAUUCCCCGCGCAUCUGUUGGACUUCCAACCUCUGUGUAAAUGUUUUGGAGUGAUUAUGCAGCAUAGCGGCAGAUUGGAUUAUUUGUGAAGUUGGACACUUUGAUUCUCGUUUAGUACUGCAGAAUUAAGGGCUAGUAAAAAUGUCAUAUCACAUAUCAAGGUUUUAUUACUGGAUAUUAAUCGGAUAAUUCUUCUCGAUGUUUCUAGAUUGAAAUGUCAAAUCUCGCCGAGUCUCAAAGAAAUGUACAUUGGUCGUCUGCUUCUUUAGUGUACAAUGGCAGGGGCCAUUGAAAUGCAGAAUAGGGAUCAGUACACCCCAUUGGCUGUCUCUGAUAACUCGGCUCUUACCGACAUCGAGUCGCCAGAGGCAUCGCCGACCAACAAAAUGACGUCAUCAACAAGAGUCAGUUCAAACACAGACGAAAUUGACAUUGUGUUCUCGGCAGCGCCAAUAAAUUCAGAAACCGACGCUCGAGAGAUUGGGAAUGGCAGACGGCGAAAGAAAGGAAGUGAAAGAAGUUUGGGGGAAUUCUCGCGCCGGAAGAGCGUGCGGAACUUGGUCCGGCGACGUCUGAGCAGCUUCCAUGAACAGAUUCCCGUCAAAAUACAAAACUUUCUCUUAAAAUAUACACUGUUCAUAUUCAAUUUUAUGUCUUGGUUAGGCGGACUCGGGGCGGUGGCCGUCGGCACGUGGCAACUGACAGACGACGAGAAGGUCAUCACGGACGCCGUGGACUUCGUCCUUGACCCCUUCAUCAUCAUCUGUAUCAUCGGUGCUAUCACAUUCACUAUUGCCUUUCUCGGUUGUGUGGGUGCCGUGAGGGAACAUGUUCUGUUGCUGAAAUCUUUUUAUAUUUGUCUUUCAAUCGUCCUGGUGAUAGAGUUGGUGUGUGGGGGCUUAAUCAUCGUGUGUUACACAGAGCCCGCGGCCAGGGACAUAUUACGCCUCACCCCACAAACACUGUUGGAACGGGCUAUACUGCAGUACAUGGACGACAAAAGUAUAAGGAAACUCAUGGAUACUAUUCAACGGCAGUUUACCUGUUGUGGUAUCAGUGCUACAGACGAGGGCUACAAGGACUGGAGACUGAACAUGUACUACAACUGUACAGAGCAGAACCCGAGCAUCUUCCGGUGUGCUGUGCCUGAAUCCUGCUGUAUCUAUUACCCGGGCGAGAGGAUGAACACGAUGUGUGGCUUCGGAAAAACAAAUAAAGAAUUAGGUGAAGUGCAGGGCUGGAUCUACACUCGAGGCUGUACUAAAGGUUUUGAGGAAUGGCUGUCAAAACACGAGUAUAUGAUCCUAUUCACCAGCUGUGUUGUCAUGUUUAUGCAAUUUCUUGCAGUGAUAUUUGCAAGGAUCUUCUCCAAGAGAGUGGAGCGACGAAUUCAGUGGCAGAACCUUCGUUAUCAAGCCGAAGACAGCUAGCGUUCUCAAAGACACUGGGUACAAAUACAGGCGCAACCGUCUGAAGCCAGUUCUUAAUAUGCACACGUUAUGAUCAAAUUAUGAAUAUAUUUGUCAAGUUGACAAAAUAUUUCUCGAUUUACUAUGUAUGUAAACGCAGCAUUUGUGAAAUUUGUCACAAAUUUAAUAAUUUGUACAUGAAAAUUAUGUUUUGUAAUUUGUAAAUAAAAACAAUGUUUUGUAUAUAUUUUUAAUAAACGACAUAUUAUAUUG
This is a messenger RNA of Magallana angulata, 1817 nucleotides long. RefSeq names its product tetraspanin-33-like. The transcript has 8 exons. Gene Ontology annotation, cellular component: membrane. The record is from RefSeq and is a predicted model, not a curated record. Lineage: Eukaryota; Metazoa; Mollusca; Bivalvia; Ostreida; Ostreidae. The coding region runs from base 411 to 1565 and encodes 384 amino acids.